AUGAGCAGGGCUGUCUUUCACGGAUCGUCUUCCGGCCCGCCGGCACCUUCCAAGGAAAUUGCGCGGCGGGCUGUAGAUUAUGAAUAUAAUCCACAAAUAUCUCUAUCACAAUGGCUCCGAACGGCGUCUACGAUUCUACGGGAGGCGGAUACUUACUUCAAAGAAGGCAACGAAGAGCAAUCUUUCUUGCUAUAUAUGCGGCAUAUGGACCUGAUAGUUACCCACCUACCAUCCCAUCCGCAAGCCCGAGAUCCCCGAUAUGAGAAAAUGCUGGUAGAUAUGAAUACGAAAUUCCCGGCGAUAGCAGGGCGAAUGGAGAAACUCAAAUCGAACAUCAACGCUCGGCACGAAGCUUACCAACGAGAGCGACAACAGCAACUACAGAAGGAACAAGAAGAACAAGCUCUAAUACGGCAACAACGGCGGAGUCGGGGGUCAUCGAUAUCUUCAAAUGGCUCCACGUCGUACGGACAGUACGGACAUGCGGUUGAUGGUAGAGGCUCCUAUUUUUCGGACACGCAGAGUAGCAGAGGGCGGCCGGGAGAGUUGGAGAAGAUGGGAAGGAGGCUUAGUAUGCAGACUUCUCAUAGCUCGAACACAUCACCGAGCUUGCACCCGGCUUUUUCGUCGAGAGAGCACUUCGAGGAACAUGGAUGGAGCUAUGAGCCGGCUAUCCCGACACCGACGGAGUCAGUUGGAAGCAGAAGGAUUUCGUGGAAGAAACCAGAUGACGAGUUCGAUUUGCAGAGGAGGUUGCAGGAACUACAGCUGAGGACCCAAACACCGGUACCGCUCGCGUUACUACCCGGACAGUCAAAACGGGAAGAGAAGGAGAAGGAAAAGGACAAGGACAAGGACAAGGGAGGUCUGGGUACCCUGAAAGCCUUGGAGGCUAAAGUGACACCGCGGCCAGUGUCGAUGCCGUAUCCGUUACUGGAAGCCAAAGCUCGCACAGAGUAUCCCAUGGUCCCGAAACGAGCGCCAUAUCCUGGAAUCCAGACCCAACUGCCCAAUAUCGAUGAUUUUGCGAACCCCUCGAAGCUCGAACAGUACAGGCACUCUAUUGAUCGUCAACCAACUCUUCCUCCGAAGAUUAGGGAUGAAUUUGAUCCCAAUUACACCGCCCCUCGACCGUCGAUGGGCCCCCCUCCACGGCCGUUGAAAGAUAGAGCGCCAUCUGCACCCUCUCUAGCCGGUACUUACCCGGAGCCGCCGGAGAAACCGAAGCGGAAACAUACAUUUGAGUGUGUGGCUUACACUGAACGGGGAGAACCACUGCGAACGAUUUUCAUCCCGAAGGAUCUGAGAUCAGAGUUCCUUGCGAUUGCGGACCGAAACACAAGAAGAAACCUCGAGACCUGUGGUAUACUUGCAGGGUUCCUUAGGGACAAUGCCCUGUUUGUGACUAGGCUCGUUAUACCUCAACAAGAGUCCACCUCAGAUACUUGUAAUAUGACAGAUGAGCCGGCGUUGUUUGACUAUAUCGACAAAGAGGAUUUGAUGGUUUUGGGGUGGAUUCAUACGCAUCCAACGCAAACAUGCUUCAUGAGCUCUGUGGAUUUGCAUACACAUUAUGGGUUCCAAAUGAUGUUACCUGAAUGCAUUGCAAUUGUUUGCGCUCCGAAUCAUGAACCAUCAUAUGGUGUUUUCCGAUUGACUGAUCCUGGGGGGCUCAAGACGAUUAAGACUUGCACGAACAAGGGGUUGUUCCACCCUCAUUCCAGCCCUGAUGUCUAUACAGAUGCUAUCCGGCCGGGCCACGUUUGCGAGGUCGAUAAGUUGAGGUUUAAGAUACACGACCUUCGAACCCAGUAA
Messenger RNA from Orbilia oligospora ATCC 24927, 1815 nucleotides. RefSeq lists its product as uncharacterized. Gene Ontology annotation, biological process: protein K63-linked deubiquitination. The record is from RefSeq and is a predicted model, not a curated record. Gene Ontology annotation, molecular function: metal-dependent deubiquitinase activity; protein binding; K63-linked deubiquitinase activity. The coding region runs from base 1 to 1815 and encodes 604 amino acids. Gene Ontology annotation, cellular component: membrane; endosome. Lineage: Eukaryota; Fungi; Ascomycota; Orbiliomycetes; Orbiliales; Orbiliaceae. The transcript is spliced from 5 exons.